ACAACUACAAUAAUAGUGUAGAAAUAGAAAUAGGACUUGUAGUUCGGAAGAAACGUGCUGUUCAAUUGUCGUGAUUUCAAUACCUGCAGUGCCCCUAUUGCAUACGUCAUUGGGGUAAGAUCUUCUGCACAUGUCUAGUCUGUAAAAAAUAACACACCCCUGUCAUUGUGGAUUCCCAUAAAGGGUGUCUCAACCCAAUAAAAAAAAUAAACAUAAAUAAAAAAAUCUGUGUGAUCUGUGGGUGGUGUUGAUGGUUUGUUGAUACGCGGGCUCUGCGAUGAAUUCGGUUGCUAUCUAGAAUUUGAAGUUGUGUAAAACAAUUGAUGUUGAAUCUAUGGUAACGAAAGUUUACUUUAUUAACAAACGUUUUAGGUAUUUCAUUUAGGUACUUCUAUCCAUACAAGAAACAUCGUUCCUGACUAGGGAUUAAAAUGGAAGCUGAAAGAGACCAGAAUAUUCUCAAUGCGGAGCAAGAACCGUGCUCCGAUAAUGAGUUGGAGCAGAAAUACGAAAUAGCCCAUGGUGACGAUUCUGUAUCCGAAGAAGGCCUCGAUGACACUGUGGAAGAACAGAGUCCGGAUCCGUCUGAACAAGGAGCAACAGACAAUAUGCUUCUUUCUGAAGCCGAAUUACCAGGAGCUAGCAAUUUGAAGAAACUCGAAAAGGAUAUUAAAAAAAUCGUGAAGAGUUACAUGAAAACUAUGAUCAGAGAAAGUCCAUUUCACGAUAUGGAACUGAUAUAUCCCAGGAAGAAGGUUAAAGUUGAAGAGUUGCCUGAACCAUAUGACGAAUGCAAUCAAGAUGGGGAGAAAGAUCCCACCUUGGAGGAUUCUCUAGAGGAGACGUUGGAUUAGAAAUUAAUGAAGAUGCGAAUUUCACCUUACAAAAAUAAAAAAAGAUGUAAAUUUUUUUACGUAACCUAAUAAUAAAACCAUUAUGAUAUAAGAUUAAGAUAUAAAAAGUUAUAAGCAUCUUGUUCGUUAAAAAUUUUAAUGUAGAUUCUAAUUACUUACCCGAAUAAACGCCAUUACAGAGCAAAAAA
This is a messenger RNA of Aethina tumida (small hive beetle), 1042 nucleotides long. RefSeq lists its product as uncharacterized. Lineage: Eukaryota; Metazoa; Arthropoda; Insecta; Coleoptera; Nitidulidae. The record is from RefSeq and is a predicted model, not a curated record. The transcript has 3 exons. The coding region runs from base 432 to 854 and encodes 140 amino acids.